Hypanus sabinus (Atlantic stingray) is the source of this 2013-nucleotide messenger RNA. RefSeq names its product dual specificity phosphatase 19a (gene dusp19a). Gene Ontology annotation, biological process: protein dephosphorylation; regulation of MAP kinase activity. The transcript is spliced from 4 exons. Gene Ontology annotation, molecular function: JUN kinase phosphatase activity. NCBI's taxonomy places the organism in Eukaryota, Metazoa, Chordata, Chondrichthyes, Myliobatiformes, Dasyatidae. Gene Ontology annotation, cellular component: cytoplasm. The coding region runs from base 135 to 746 and encodes 203 amino acids. The record is from RefSeq and is a predicted model, not a curated record.
GCCUUAUUUAUAUUAAGUUGACCAUGUUUAUUACAGCACAUUAAAGUCAUGCCGUUGUGAUUUUUGCCUUUUAGUGUAUAUCAUAUAUUGAAUUAUCAGUAUUUUGUUUAUUUGCUUUCUGCAAUUUAAAUGUGAUGCAUUCGCUUGUCAAUGAAAUCAAGGCUUUUUCCAAAACGUCGCUCAGGAAACAGAGCACGAGAGUGACAACUAUAACUGGGAGAAGACUAAUUGAAACGCUGAGAGAUGCUCGAGUGCACGUCGAAGAAGAUGCUCAGCAAACGGAUGGAGCUUGUGGAUAUGUCCAUGAUACCAGCCUUGAUCUGCAAGUUGGUGUUAUUAAACCGUGGCUUUUGCUGGCUUCACAAGAUGUGGCCCAUAAUUAUGAAAAAUUAAAAACACACAAGAUAUCUCACAUCUUGAAUGUGGGCUAUGGCAUAGAAAAUGCCUUUCCCUGUGAGUUCAUUUACAAAAACGUUUCCAUACUGGACCUCCCUGACACUGCCAUCACCUUGUACUUUCAAGAAUGCUUUGACUUUAUUGACCAAGCCAAGACACAGAAUGGUGUGGUGCUGGUUCAUUGCAAUGCUGGAGUGUCUCGUUCUGCAUCUAUAGUGAUAGGUUAUCUCAUGUGGUUAUAUGGACUCAGCUUUAAUGAUGCUUUCUCAGAAGUGAAGAAUGCAAGGCAGGUUAUCAAUCCUAACCCUGGGUUUAUGGAGCAACUGAAGAAUUACCAGACAAAGAAAUGAAUAGAACAAAAUGGUGCUGAAUAAGAAGGACUGAAUUGUAUGAAUGCUACAUACUUUUAACAGGAGAGCAAUGCUGUUAAUGCAAUUUGUACAUUUUCAACUUGAUUUUAGCUGUAUUUACUGUUGAUGUUUCCCAAAUUAAUGUUAUGUAAAUAUAAAUAAUGUAUGCUGGUUUGAAUGUUGAUAAAUUACAAAUUACAAAAAACUAAAAGGGUUAAUAUUGAGCAAAGUAAAAGAAAGUUGCUGUGAUUUAUAAAGUCAACAGCUUGGUAACAAAACUGUAGAUACCAUAUGUUUAUUGAUAGAAAAAUAUGUACUGUAAAACUUAUGAUGUUGUUUAUUUUAGAUUAUCUUGGAGCAAUGGAUCUUUAUUUAUGCUUGUAAAACUGUUUAUUUAAUGGUUAAUAUUUACAAUGCUAGAUACUCGACAAAUAAAACAUAGAACACUAAAGAGACGAGAAAAUCUAGAGAUGCUGGAAGUCCAAGCAACAAAAAUGAUGGAGGCACUCAGCAGGCCAGACCCUUCAUUGGGAGUGAAGAAAGGCCUCAGUCUGAAAUGUCAGCUGUUUUCUCUUUUCCACAGAUGCUGCCUGGACUGCUGAAUUCCUCCAGCAUUCUGUGUGUGUUGUAUAGAACAGUACUGCACGCAACAGGCCCUUUGGCCCACGAUAUUGUGCUGAAAUGAAACUAACUUAGAAGAAAUCAUAAUCCAUUGAGUUUAAGAAAUUGUAUAAAAUUAGUGUAAAGUAUAAAUGGUUACAAAUGUGUCAAGCAGGAGUUUUUGUUCAAAUGGAUUCACCUGCCAUUAAAAAUCAUAAAUGAUAAAAAAGAUGACUUCUUGAGGCAGAUUCUUUAUAUUUACUUGAGUGUCUCUAAUAGAUUCAAAUUCCUCUUACGAACAUUAUUUUUAAAGUUAAUAUUAAAAGUUCAUGGCCUGGAGCAUUUUGAUAAAAAAAUGUACUAACAUGUAAUAAUAUGACCAGUGUAUAAGUAAUAAAAUAUCCAGUUGUUAAGAUUGAUUUUUGGGUGUCCUUUUCAGUAAGUACCAAUCUCCUUUCUUGGGUCCUGUUUGGUGUAGCAAAUAUAGGGGAUGUAAGUGAUGCAGAUUAAAAUCUUCUCAUCAGAUUCCUAAUAAAAUUGGCUCCCUAUCACACAAAAUCCUGACUCAGUCCACAGAAAACUUUAUAAGAUUGAUUAAUACAAUUUACUAAUGGGCACAGAUAGUGUAGAUAGUCAAAAUUGUUUUCCCAGGGCAGGAAAGCCUCAA